AACCGGAAGUUUUACCUUUCAAUCAAAUUAUUUUUUUAGAUCAUGAAAUGAUAAAGUCCACUCUCGGAAGAAGGAAGAAACGAAGUAUAUGAGCAAGAUGUGUUUUCCUGUAUGAAAGUGACAGAACAAUACAAAACAAUUAGUGUAAAACUUAAAAAGGAAGUUAAAAUCCAUUCACAGCAAUGUUUACAUUCCUGAAUUUGUGACGAAUAGUUAUCCGUGUUGUGUACCAAUAUUUGUGUUUUUUUUUGAAGUUUUAAAUUUUCGUAUAGCGUAGUAAAAGGUGAAGGGGAAAUGAGAAUGUAACAUGGGUGGAUCUUCUUCAGCAGUGCAACUCACUAUGAUUGGCUUGGAUCAGUCAGGAAAGACAACUCUUUUAUACAGAUUGAAGUAUGAUCAGUAUACCAACACAACUCCAACUAUAGGAUUUAACUGUGAGAAAGUUAAAUGUGAUACUGGUACUGCUAAAGGAACAACAUUCACAAUAUGGGAUAUUGGUGGUGCAGAUAAGACUCGUCCACUUUGGAGAGCAUAUAUUCGAUCAUCAGAAGGAAUUAUAUUUGUUGUUGAUUCAGUUGAUAAAGAAAGAAUAGAAGAGGCUAAAUUAGAAUUGACUAAACUAAUUCGCUGUUCUGAUAACCCAGGACUACCCAUACUUGUGAUUGCCAAUAAACAAGACAUGCCGGGAUCAUUAGAUCCUGUUAAUGUAGAAAAGCAGUUAGGCUUACACGAACUACCUCCUUCACAAUUGUGGUCAUUACUUGGUGCUUGUGCUAUCACUGGAGAAGGGUUGUCUGAUGCGAUUGAAGCUAUGUAUGAACUUGUGUUAAAAAGGAGAAGAAUUAAGAAGAAACGAUAACAGAAAAGUUGUAUAGGACUACAAAUUAUUUUUGUGAUCUACAUUGUUAAGUUUUUUUUUAUAAUUUUUAUGUCUUUUAAAUAUUAAUUUAUGGGUUGUGUUGUUGUAUACAGUUUAUGAGUAAUUUAUGGAAUUGUAGAUUUUAUUUGUCAUUUUGUAUUUAAUUCUUUUAAGGAUACUGCCGACAGAUUAAGUAUAAAUUUGUAUAUAAAUGAAAUACCAUAUUACAGAGCAGAUUAAACAUGUUAUAGCUUUUAUGUAAAACAUUAAGUAAAAAAGAAAAAUUUUAAAAAUUCAAAGCCUUUAUAUAUUUUUUGUACUCUGAAUAUCAUUUAAAAGAAACAUAGCAAAAAAAUAAUGGAAUAUUAAAUAAUGCAUGGUCUUCACAUUAAUGUUAAAAUUCUGAUACAUUCAUGAAAGUUAGUGAGUAAUUAAAGUUAUAAAUAAUGAAAAAUAUUCAAGAAAGUACAUGUACAUUCAAUGUAUGUGCAAUUGGUGUACUUGACUUCAUCACUGUUUUAAGAGAUUUGCUGUGUACCUUUGCAAGCAUUUAUUUCAAUCAUUUUAUUAUUAUCCGGCAAUACUCAGGUACUAGAGUAAACAUUAACAUGACAUGUGGAUGUGUACAUGUACCUAUGUUUAAUUUAGAGAAAAAAAUGUUGAUCUUUUUAUAAAUUCUUGUUCCACUAGGAAAUAUAAAAGUCAGUUUUUGUUAAAAUAUAAAGUCCAUCUACAUGUACCAUAGAACUUUUUGCAAUAAUCUUAGAUAUACCAGAAAUACAAUGAAAUAGUAAGCAUUUAGCUUGAAACAUUAUGCAGAUUAGAAAACGACAACUCUUGUCAUAUGGAUUUUUUUAAUCAGAUACAUUUACUGAACUCAUAUAUCUUAUUAGCAUUUUGAUUGAUCAUCUUUUACCAACAUGUUUUGAUCAGUCUGAUUGAAAUCAGAUCUUUUACUUGCUCUGUCAGAUUUGUUUGUUUCUGGUGACCUCUUGUUUAGACUUUUUAUUCAAAUUCUUAUUCAACUUAUCAUUUAGAGUGACAUGUUGUCACUUGAUUCCUUUCAAACAUGCAAUGUAGAUUGAUAGAAUUGAAUCAAAAUGCCAAUAUAGAAACCUUUACAGUAUUAUUGAGUCAGAAAUAUUUACAUUCAGGUUGGUACAUUUUACAUGCUUUAUCAGAAAAAUAUUGGUAGGAACAUCGACUUUCCAGACUAAUUUUUAGGGAAAUAUUUCGCAUUUAGCCCAACAAAAUUUUUUGAUAGCCAAUUACUCAAGUUGAAAAUUCCUGAAAAUUUAAGGGAAAUAUUUGAAUGAUUGGAUGAUAAAAGGUUACUGAAGUUACAUCAGGCAUAUAUUCUAUCACGGAAUGUCCUACAUGUCCUACACAAUGUGAAAAAAAAACAAUUGAAUGGAGCAAAUUGAAAGAUCUGGUUUUAAUAGGAUUGCAUCUUUUACCACAUGUAUAUGUAUUGAAUUCUUCCCUAAUUUGAAACUUGGAAAUUGUAUUGUCUCAAUAUUAUGCCAAAAAGUAUAUGUCUGUUUAGGGUUACAUGAACAUGUACAAUUUAUAUGUUUGACAAAACAAGAGGUUCUAUUUCUCAAGGGGCCACUAGGAUCAACUGUUUUUGAGCAUCAGAAAUCAGGAUUUUAUUUAAAAAAUGGAUUCUAGGAUUUCAAAAAAAAACUAUAUUGAGACUAAAGAAAAUGCUUUAAACUUCCAAUUAUGGCAAUUUGAUAAGUCAGUCUUUGGAAGCUAUUUUCAAUUCAUCCAUUAAACAUGUAUAAGUAAGUAAGUAGAUUAUUUAUUAUAGUAACUUGUGUAAUUACAACAAUUGAUGUGUCAAUUGUGUAUAUACAGGAAAGUUUAAUCAGAAAGGAUUUAAAUUAGAUGUAUAAAUGAACCAUUGCACAUCAAAUAUGAAAACUGUUGUGACUUUACACACAUGAUUUUUAUUUGAAACAACAAUACAGAAAUUAAGAUAUGGCAUGACAUACAUUGUAUAAGUAUAUGAUAAACAACCUUCCUGUAUUUUUUUAGGGAAGGUACAAUAUUAUGUACUCAAACACUGCAUGUAAAAACACUAAAAUAAAAAAAAAAUCUCAGACAACUAUUCUAUUAUGUAUUUUUUUCAGGAGAAUACAACAUGUACAUUUGUACAAGGACAUUAUUAAUUGACAUUGUUGACCCAAAGUUAUUAAGAUUCAAAAAAACAAUGUUUCAAGUUAAUUUAUUUUUAAGUUUUCUGCUCAACAAUAAUCUAAACAGCAAAGGAGAAAUUAACUUUUUGAUUUUUUUAAACUAAUGAAAUGAUUAUGACUUACAAAAUGUACAUGUAGCUGAAAGGACCUGGAUAAAUUUGAAAUCAUAAGUUUAGAAAUUGUUGAAAUUGGUGAAUUCAACCUGAUUUUAUAGAGUCCAGAACCCAUUGAUUUGUCUUAAUGAGAACCUACAAAUAACAGGCUAUUAUUUCAACUUGGAAUUAUUUUUAAUUAUGGAAUUUGCAUAAUUUCUUGUGCUUGAAAUUUUUAAUAAAUUCCAUGUUUAUUCUGUAUUAUAAUGUUUUGAGCGGUUCAUAACAUUUUCCAUACAAUGUAUUUUGUAUAGAUAGUGUUGUGCGCCACACAGUACAUUCUAUUGAAAAUGUGCAUUCUUCUUUGUAAUAGAAAGUGUUGUGCGCCGCACAGAACAUUAAAAUACAGAAUAAACAUGGAAUUUAUUAAAAUUUUCAAGCACAAGAAAUUAAGCAAAUUCCAUAAUUAAAAAUAAUUCCAAGUUGAAAUAAUAGCCUGUUGAAUGUACAUUUUGUACAUGUACAAUGUAGGUAACUGCAUCUUGAGUUAACCAAAAAUCUUAUUCAUAAGAGUAUGCACAAAAAAAUGUGUAGUAACCUUAUAUAUAUUUUUCUUGACCUUAAAAAAGAUCUCUACAAUUUUUUUUGCAUUUUGCCAUCUUUUAUAUUGCUUUUUCAUGGACAAUGUUGGGAGGAAGUUCAGGAAUUGCAUUAGAAAAAUAUCAUGCAUCUAUACAUGUACAUGUACCUAGUUCUGUAUGCAGAUGUUCUAGAUAUCAUUUAUAAAUUGUACAUACAUCAUAUACAUGUAAUGAGGAUAAAUAAAUGAUAUUUAAAUGUCAACUUCCAAAGAUUGAAAUAGUUAUCUACAUAUUUGUUAUUAUAAGAUGAUUCAUAAUUAUUUAAAAUUCCACGGAACAUACAAAAUUAGAGAUAAAAUUUAUCAUACUUGAAUGACCCAAUUUUUUUUAUCUGAAACUUAGUUAUACUCAGAAACAGAUAGACAAUUUAUCUAUUUUACUGAAGGAAGUUUUCAGUCCUUAAAAUAAUCACUGGACAUACAGUUUAUGUCAAUGUUAAUGUUUGUUAUCUUAUAUUACAUUAUCUCACAUAUAUAUAGAAUUUUAGAUAAAAGGUUUUCUGUUUAAUAUUAUAUGCAAAUUUCCUGCACUUGACACAGAUAAUAUAUGAAAUGUACAAUAUACACAAUAAUGAAAUUAAUUAUGGUAAGACUACAUGUAAUUCUGUACUAAACUGGUUAACAUAUAUACGUAUGAUUGCCAGGGAUACAUAUAUGACUGAAAUCAUGUUCUUUGGUAGAUUCAAGGAAUUUGAUAAAGAAGCAUUUUUUUUAUAAAACUUGCAGGCUUUUUAGAAAGAGGUUGUUGUUGAACAUGUUUAAUAUCAAUUUAAAGACAUCACUCAUUUAAACUCUACAUGAAAAUAUUUAAUCUUUAUAAUCAGACUAAUGUAUUGUUUAAAAAUAGAUUUUAUUUUAAUCCUUAUAAAAUAUUUUUUUUUUUCCAUAGAAUGGGACAUAAAAGAUCUGAUUGUUAUGGUAGCUACAUUUCCUUAAACUCAUAACUCAUUCAAGUUAGUCCUUUAAUUUUAUACCAUUGAGGCAAAAGUGAAUACUUUUAGCAUUCUGUUGUCUAAUGGCAGCCAGAUAAGUUCAUUGUUGAAUUUAAGAAUUUAAUAUAUAAAGACAGGUUGUGGUUUUGUGAAUUUUUAAAAGCUGCAUUAUGUAAAAAAGAAUGAUUAAUUGGGUAUAUUUAAGUAAACUACUCAUAGUUGCUAGAUUGUACUCUCAUUAUAUUGUUUGAUAAUCCUGUUAAUUAAAUUUUUAACUUAUUGAA
Messenger RNA from Mytilus californianus (California mussel), 5008 nucleotides. Its product is annotated as ADP-ribosylation factor-like protein 4C. Bases 308 to 859 code for a protein of 183 amino acids. Lineage: Eukaryota; Metazoa; Mollusca; Bivalvia; Mytilida; Mytilidae. Gene Ontology annotation, biological process: intracellular protein transport; vesicle-mediated transport. Gene Ontology annotation, cellular component: cytoplasm. Gene Ontology annotation, molecular function: GTP binding; GTPase activity. The transcript has a single exon. The record is from RefSeq and is a predicted model, not a curated record.